Molecule: messenger RNA, 1836 nt
Organism: Dovyalis caffra
Lineage: Eukaryota; Viridiplantae; Streptophyta; Magnoliopsida; Malpighiales; Salicaceae
Source: the annotation of a GenBank genome assembly
AUGGGAGGGGUUUGUUCUGGUGGAACAGAAAGGCAAAGCAUGAAAGUUGGGGAGGAGAAGAAUCGUAAUAGUGGUAUGAAGCUAAGGUCAUUACAUAGCAUAGGCAAGAAAAAAGAGAGUCCUUAUAGGAAUAGUAAUGGGGAUGAUUUCGGGAAAACGACGCCACAGAGUCAUAAUUCUGGUGAGUUUUUAUCAUUUUUUUCAAGGGAAUUCAAGCCAUCAACGCCUGCUAGGACAGAGGUCAACAAGAUUAAUCAAAAGAAGUCGUUUUUAGGAAAAGCUGGGACAGUGGGAUUAGAGAAAGCAGUUGAAGUUUUGGAUAAUUUAGGAAGUAGCAUGUCAAACUUGAACCCCAGAGCUGGAUUUGUCACUGGAUUGGGUUCUAGAGGGAAUAGAAUAUCCAUAUUGGCAUUUGAAGUAGCUAAUACAAUAUCCAAAGGUGCAAACUUGUUUCAAUCUCUUUCAGAAGAAAGUGUUCAGUUCUUGACAAAAGAGGUACUACAUUCAGAAGGAGUACACAAAUUGGUUUCCACAGAUAUGAAAGAGUUGCUCAUAAUUGCCGCUUCUGAUAAAAGGGAGGAAUUUGAUGUUUUCUCACGAGAAGUGAUUCGGUUUGGAGAUUUAUGUAAAGACCCUCAAUGGCACAAUUUGGGUCGAUAUUUUUCAAAAUUAGAUUCAGAAUAUUCAAUUGAUAGGCAAAAUCGAACAGAGGCAGAAGUGACAAUGCAAGAGCUGACUACUCUGGUGCAGAAUACUUCUGAACUAUAUCAUGAGUUGAAUGCUUUGGACAGAUUUGAACAAGAUUAUCAGCGAAAGCUUGAUGAAGUGCAGUCCCUAAAUCUCCCCCAAGGAGAAAGUCUCACGAUUUUACAUAGUGAGCUAAAACAACAAAGAAAGCUUGUAAGGAGCUUGAAAAAGAAAUCUCUUUGGUCUAAAAAUCUGGAAGAGAUCAUGGAGAAGCUUGUUGAUAUUGUUACCUACUUACAACAAGCAAUCUUGGAAGCUUUUGGAAAUAAUGGUGUUAUAUUGGUUGACAAGGAGCCUGGCAACAGUCCUCAAAGACUUGGCAAAUCUGGUCUUGCAUUGCAUUAUGCUAACAUAAUCAACCAGAUAGAUAAUAUCACUUCUCGACCCACCUCCCUUCCUCCGAAUACGAGGGACAGUUUGUAUCAAGGGAUACCAAACAGUGUUAAGGCAGCUCUACGCUCGCGGUUGCAGAUGGUUGAUGCCAAGGAAGAGCUCACGGUACCUCUGGUGAAAGCUGAAAUGGAAAAGACUCUCCAUUGGCUUGCGCCCAUUGCCACAAACACAACCAAGGCACAUCAAGGCUUUGGAUGGGUUGGAGAAUGGGCAAACACUGGAAACGAAUUAGGCAAGAAUACAGCUGGAAAUUGUAACGUGAUCCGCCUCCAGACGCUCUAUCACGCAGACAAGCAGAAGACUGACCUAUACAUUCUUGAACUAGUGACGUGGCUUCACCACUUGAUAAACCUAGUGAGACAGAGAGAUCAUGGUUUCAAGUCCAUGCCUACUCGAUCUCCAACUCGUAAAGGACUGGUUUUUCAAACCAAGAUGCAAGGGAUUCAAUCCCUGAACCAUGGUGCCCAACUUUCUCAAGAAGAUCGAGGUUUGUUAGCCAAUGUGUGUUACGGAAGAUUGGUGCUGGGAAGAAGCAAAAGUCAGGGAUUUUCUGUAGACAAGAAAAGAGGGCAGGUUUGGACAUUGAGCAGGAGCACUGGAAACUCACCAGUUAGAGGUUUUGCUGCAAGAAAAAGUUUGGAGCAUCAAAAAACUAAUAUUUUGGAUGUUAUGGAUGGUCUAGAUAACACAAUAUAA